Mixia osmundae IAM 14324 is the source of this 1530-nucleotide messenger RNA. RefSeq lists its product as uncharacterized. The transcript is spliced from 6 exons. The coding region runs from base 1 to 1530 and encodes 509 amino acids. Gene Ontology annotation, molecular function: anthranilate synthase activity. The record is from RefSeq and is a predicted model, not a curated record. Gene Ontology annotation, biological process: L-tryptophan biosynthetic process. NCBI's taxonomy places the organism in Eukaryota, Fungi, Basidiomycota, Mixiomycetes, Mixiales, Mixiaceae.
AUGCCAACUCGGGAGCAGGUCCAUGAAUAUAUAGACCAAGACCUUGGCAACUGUGUGCCGGUAUGGGUCACGCUACCGGCAGACGUCUUGACGCCCGUCAUGGCUUAUUUACGAAUCACCGACGGCUGCAAGACUGUGUCUGACGACAAUCAUGCUGGCUCCUUCUUGCUCGAGAGCGUCGUAGGAGGCUCUCAUGUAGGCCGGUAUAGCUUCGUCGGAGCGAAUCCCUACAGAGUACUGCGAUCAGGCAAAGGCAAAGAAGUCGAAGGUGACCCGCUCAUAGCGCUCCAGACCGAACUCGAUCGGUAUCGCUACGUCGAAGUGCCGGGAGCGCCCUUGUUCACAGGCGGCGCUAUCGGCUACGUAGGCUACGAUUGCAUCAGACAUUUCGAAAAGAAAGCCGAGCGACCUCUCACGGAUCCUAUCGGGAUACCGGAAAGCGUUUUCAUGCUAUGCGACUCCGUCAUCGUCUUUGAUCACCUCUUCCAGACCGUCAAAGCCGUCUCGCACGUCAUCCUACCCAGCGCUCAAUCUGACCAACAUGCGACAUCACGACCGAGCAAAACGCAAAUUGAUGAACUCUACGACGAAGCCAACCGAAGGAUAGCAAAGGUUGUCGAUUUGUUGCAAUCGACGCAACCCAUACCCUUUCCCGAGCAGCCGCCGAUAGAAUAUCCAGGUCAGGAGCCGGUCUCGAACGUCGGAGAAGCAGGCUACAAAGCUUUCGUGACUCAGCUCAGGAAGCAUAUCGUCAAGGGCGAUAUCAUCCAAGCAGUGCCUUCGCAGAGGUUCGCUAAACCUACAGCUUUGCACCCCUUCAAUGCCUAUCGCUAUCUUCGCCAAGUCAACCCUUCUCCGUACAUGUUCUAUGUCGAUUGCGGCCAAGGCUUGAGCUUAGUAGGUGCAAGUCCCGAAUGCCUCUGCAAGGUCGAGAAGAACAAGGUCACCAAUCAUGCGAUAGCAGGCACGAUCAAGCGUGGUUCGAGCGAGAUAGAAGAUGAGCGUCUGGCGGAAGAGCUCCGUGGCUCGGAAAAAGAUCGAGCGGAGCAUGUCAUGCUUGUCGAUCUCGCGCGCAACGACGUCAACCGCGUUUGUCAACCCACAACAGUCACGGUCGACUCGCUCAUGCAAGUCGAGAAGUUCAGCCACGUCAUGCACUUGACCAGUCAGGUCUCUGGCAUUCUCAGAUCCGACAAGACAAGGUUCGAUGCCUUUCGGUCUAUCUUCCCAGCAGGCACGGUUUCCGGUGCGCCCAAAAUCAGAGCGAUGCAGCUCAUCGCCGAACUCGAAAAGGAAGCACGAGGGGUCUAUGCGGGCGCUGUUGGUCGUUUCAACUUUGCACACGAUACGAUGGAUACUUGCAUUGCGAUCAGGACAAUGACGUUCAAAGAUGGCGUGGCGUACCUGCAAGCAGGCGGCGGGAUCGUGUUCGAUAGCAAUGAGGAAGACGAGUACAUCGAGACGCUCAACAAGCUAAAGUCAAAUCUGAGCUGUCUCGAUCAAGCUGAACGUUAUUACGCUCAGUCCUGA